This is a messenger RNA of Ochotona princeps (American pika), 3460 nucleotides long. It is a transcript of the gene ASAH2, whose product is annotated as N-acylsphingosine amidohydrolase 2. Gene Ontology annotation, cellular component: extracellular region. Gene Ontology annotation, molecular function: N-acylsphingosine amidohydrolase activity. Gene Ontology annotation, biological process: sphingosine biosynthetic process; long-chain fatty acid biosynthetic process; ceramide catabolic process. Bases 1015 to 3333 code for a protein of 772 amino acids. The record is from RefSeq and is a predicted model, not a curated record. The transcript is spliced from 22 exons. NCBI's taxonomy places the organism in Eukaryota, Metazoa, Chordata, Mammalia, Lagomorpha, Ochotonidae.
CUUUGCCGCUGAAACUGUUAUUUCAGAUGACACUCCAAUGACUGGAAAAGCAGCAGCACUCUUCCUUCAGAAUCCUGUGCUUCAAGACCUGCUGCAUGGUAACACAGACAGAGGGACAUAGACACCCAGGAGCUGAUCAAACAAGGCAGGUGUUUGCUUCAUUUUCCCUGUCUUUGAUACUUUCUAACAGAGGGCAAAAAGUCACAAAAACACAUUUUCUUUUCUAGGGACCCUGGCAAUUUGUAUAUAGGCAAUGUUACAGGAAGCUGAUUUUUUGUUUUCUAUGGGAAGAAUACCAGCGAAUACGUAAGCACCAUCUUACUUGUUUCCCUACACUGCCAAUGGAACUAUAUGCAGUGCCGUUUCCUCCACAUUGUAAGCUGUCUAGGACAGUGGGGGACAGCUGAUCUCCUGGAGCUGAACUCAUUCCUCUAAAAUGGUCUUAACUUACCUACCUAUGUUGAAUUGUGCUGUUAAGGCUCCUCUUUGUGGUGUGUGGUUGAUGUGGUGGAGAAAGAAUAGUUUCCAAGUCAAAGAGGACAAGCAGGUCAGUCUGAGAAAAGGAGUGACUGCUUUACUUCCCAAGCUGUGUUUGGGCAGAGUGCAAAAAUGAAGCGCUCCAGGUGUGACCUUCCAAAAGAUGGUGCAAGAUUUCCUCUAGCAGCAAGCUCCGUAGGGGUGCGUCCUUCCCUGUGUGCAUGAGUCAGCAUGUAAGUGGUUAAAUUGGUGAGCCUUGGCUUUGCUGGCUAAAGCAUCCAGCCUCUAAGAGUUAACCUGCAGCACUGUUCGGAAGAGCAGGGGCAGAGGAUACACAGGCAUCCUGGCGCUCUGACUUGCAGGGGAAUGACACGCGGUUUUGAGCAAGCAGCAGCCGCAGCAGCUCUGGCAGAUUUCAGGAAGCACUGUGAGAAGUCUGAAUCCUGGUACCAUACAAGCAGAACGGGAGCAAGAUUUUGAAUGUUCACCUGCUAUCUUGGGAUGUGGCAGCUCUUUUGAGUGGUGGACUCAGGAAAAAUGGCCAAACGAAGCUUCUCCAUGUUGGAGGCAUUCCUCAUUUUCCUCCUUGUAAUGAUGACUGCCAUUACUGUGGCCCUUCUCAGCCUCCUGUUUAUCACCAGUGGCACCAUUGAAAACAACAAAGACUCAGGAAACAUGGAUUUUUCAACCACCCAGAGACCUCCCGGCACACAGGGCCCUGCAGCCACACAGUCUGCUUCUGUGACCUGCACCUCAGAGCCACCUCUGCUUCAGAACUUCAGUGGCUAUCUUGUCGGGGCGGGGCGUGCUGACUGCACAGGACAAGUGUCAGAUAUCAAUUUGAUGGGCUACAGCAAAAGCGGCCAGAAUGCACAGGGCAUACUCACGAGGCUAUACAGUCGGGCUUUCAUCGUGGCAGAAUCUGAUGGGUCAAAUCGAGUCGUGUUUGUCAGCAUUGAGAUAGGCAUGGUAUCCCAACGACUCAGGCUGGAGGUCCUGAACAGAUUACAAAGCAAAUAUGGUUCCCUGUACAGAAGGGACAACGUUAUCCUGAGUGGCACCCAUACACACUCAGGUCCAGCUGGCUAUUUCCAAUACACUGUAUUUGUCAUCGCCAGUGAGGGAUUUAGCAAUCGUACUUUUGAGUACAUGGUCAAUGGCAUUGUGAAGAGCAUUGAGAUAGCGCACGAAAAUUUGAAACCAGGCAAAAUCUUUAUCAACAGAGGAAUAGUGGAUGGUGCACAGAUCAAUCGAAGCCCUUAUUCUUAUCUUCAGAAUCCACAGUCAGAGAGAGCAAGGUAUUCUUCAAAUACAGACAAAGAAAUGGUAGUCUUGAAAAUGGUGGAUUUGAAUGGCGAUGACUUGGGCCUUAUCAGCUGGUUCGCCAUCCAUCCUGUCAGCAUGAACAACAGCAACCAUCUUGUAAAUAGUGACAAUGUGGGCUAUGCAGCUUACCUUUUUGAGCAAGAAAAGAACACAGGAUAUCUUCCUGGAGAGGGACCAUAUGUAGCAGCAUUUGCUUCAUCGAACCUAGGAGAUGUGUCCCCCAAUAUUCUUGGCCCCCGUUGCAUCAACACGGGAGAAUCUUGUGAUAAUGCCAAUAGUUCUUGUCCCAUUGGUGGGUCUAAUAUGUGCAUGGCAGCAGGACCUGGAGAGGACAUGCUUGACAGCACACAGAUUAUAGGACGCAUCAUAUACCAGAGAGCAAAGGAGCUGUAUGCCUCUGCGUCUCAGGAGCUGACAGGAGCUCUGGGGUCAGCUCACCAGUGGGUCAAUAUGACAGAUGUGACCGUCUGGCUCAAUUCCACACAUGCAGUAAAAACAUGUAAACCAGCACUGGGCUACAGUUUUGCAGCUGGCACUAUUGAUGGAGUUGGAGGUCUCAAUUUUACACAGGGAAUGACAGAAGGGGAUCCCUUUUGGGACACCAUUCGAGAUGAGCUCCUAGGCAAGCCAUCUGAAGAACUCACAGAUUGUCAUAAACCAAAGCCAAUCCUCCUUCCUACCGGAGAGCUAUCUCGACCUCACCCGUGGCAUCCAGAGAUUGUUGAUGUUCAGAUUAUAACUGUUGGGUCCUUGGCUGUCACUGCUAUCCCUGGGGAGUUUACAACCAUGUCUGGACGAAGACUUCGAGAAGCAGUUCAAGCAGAAUUUGCAACUUAUGGGAUGAGGAAUAUGACUGUUGCUGUUUCAGGUCUAUGCAAUGUUUAUACACAUUAUAUUACCACAUAUGAAGAAUACCAGGCUCAACGAUAUGAGGCAGCGUCUACAAUUUAUGGACCACAUAGUCUUUCUGCUUACAUCCAGCUGUUCAGAGGCCUUGCUAAGGCCAUUGCUACGGACACGGUAGCCAAUCUGAGCAAAGGCCCAGAGCCUCCAUUUUUCAAUCAGUUGAUACUCCCAUUAAUUCCUAAUAUUGCAGACAGAACACCAUUAGGCAGAAACUUUGGGGAUGUCCUGGAGCCUGUGAAAGCUGAAUACCGAGUGGGAGAAGUGGUUGAAGUUGUUUUUGUAGGUGCUAACCCAAAGAAUUCAGCAGAAAACCAGACUCAUCCGACUUUCCUCACUGUGGAGAAGUAUGAGGACGAUUCAGCCACGUGGCGGGUGGUGCAUAAUGAUGCUUCGUGGGAAACUCGUUUUUAUUGGCACAAGGGAUUACUGGGCCUGAGCAAUGUGACAAUAGAAUGGCAUAUUCCAGACACUGCGCAGCCUGGAAUCUACAGAAUAAAAUACUUUGGAAACAAUCGGAAGCAGGAACUUCUGCAGCCCGCGGUUAUACUUUCCUUUGAAGGAACUUCAUCUGCUUUUGAAGUUGUAACUACAUAUUGGAAAGUUGACACAUCAUUUAAAGGGUAGCUUUAAUCUGUAUGUGCUGUAUAACUGAUUCCAUGUGAACAUGAACCACUGGGUUCUAUAAUUGUUCCUGUUUAGGGACAGAUAAAUAUUGCUAAUGGGACAGGAUGGGGGUUUAUGUGAAGGGGGG